Messenger RNA from Boleophthalmus pectinirostris (great blue-spotted mudskipper), 3922 nucleotides. It is a transcript of the gene pin1, whose product is annotated as peptidylprolyl cis/trans isomerase, NIMA-interacting 1. The record is from RefSeq and is a predicted model, not a curated record. Gene Ontology annotation, cellular component: cytosol; nucleus. Gene Ontology annotation, molecular function: protein binding; peptidyl-prolyl cis-trans isomerase activity. The transcript is spliced from 5 exons. Lineage: Eukaryota; Metazoa; Chordata; Actinopteri; Gobiiformes; Gobiidae. Bases 106 to 576 code for a protein of 156 amino acids.
CGCUGUCAUCACUGUCGCAACCCGAGGAGCUGCUGGUGAAUCUGUAAACGCAGGAUUCACUCAGAGCAAAAGCCAAAGUUUGGAGCGGGAUUUGCGCGACAAGCCAUGGCCGACGAGGAGAACCUACCGCAGGGCUGGGAGAAGAGGAUGAGCCGCAGUUCGGGCAGAGUGUACUACUUCAACCACAUCACCAAUGCCAGCCAAUGGGAGCGGCCUUCUGGAGACGGAUCCGGCGACCCAGAUAAGGUGCGCUGCUCUCACCUCCUGGUCAAACACAACCAGUCCCGGCGGCCAUCCUCCUGGAGAGAACAGACCAUCACGCGGUCCAAAGACGAGGCCGUGGAGCUCAUUCAGAAAUACAUAGAACAGAUCAAGUCCGGAGAGGAGACGUUCGAGACCCUGGCCUCUCAGUUCAGCGACUGCAGCUCAGCCCAUAACAAAGGAGACCUGGGGCUGUUCGGCAGAGGUCAGAUGCAGAAGCCUUUCGAAGACGCCUCAUUCGCGCUCAAAGUGGGGGACAUGAGCGGCCCCGUGUUCACCGACUCCGGGGUCCACAUCAUCCUGCGCACGGGGUAAAACCUUCGUCCCUCCUCUUCCUCCUCUUCCUCUUCCUCCAAACGCCCCCAAACACAGAGCCACAGCUGCUACUAUCGCUACGGAAGCCACACUGCAAAACGACGACAAAUCUGUAGCUGCCACGGACCUGCGGAGGCUGAGGCUGCACCCGAAGUCUUGCCCCCCAAAAUUUAAGUGACACGAGAUCAAAACGACGUAAAACUUGUAAUAUCGAUCAUUACUGGACUAGUGACAUUCAUUUACUGACUCCUAAAUUAGACCUUUUAUCAUGAUACUUCUGACUAAUGUUCAAAAUGUGUUAUUUUAAAGAUUCGCUAUGGAACUUUCUCCUGCUUAAGAUAAUAUUGCUUUUCCUGUAAUGUUCCACAGUAUGGCAUUAAGCCUAUCUUAUCUUCAUCUGCGUUUAUUCAACUGCAGGUGUAAAAAGUGCAUACCGUUUUUUCUGGACCAUAAGUCGCUCUGGAGUAUAAGUCGCUCCAGCCAAAAAAAUUGUAAUGAAGAAGAAAAAACAUAAGUCUCACUGGACUAUAAGACGCACUUUUUGGGGAAAUGUAUUUUAUAAAAUCAGAGACCAGGAACCGACAUUUCAUCUUGAAAGUCAAGUUCUAGUAAUAAUAAUAGAGCAGAGAAGAACAGGCUGAACAGGUGUUAAUAUGUUAACGUCACAUAUGAACAGUUCUUCAGAUAAUUACAGCAUAAACAACAGAACAAGUUUACCAAACUCUCCAUCUCACUCAAAAUCACAAAAUCUAUUGAAUUCUUCAUCGUCGGUGUCACUUCUGCACGACCUCCGGAGAUAAACUAUAGAUCCAUGAGGUAAACAGAGCGCCACUUCCUCUUCUGUGUCGCUGUCGUCAGACUCAGCAUUAGUUCCAGUUAGAAUUAUUCGGGCCUUUCUGAAUCCCGACAGGAUGGUUUCAGUGUCACUGAAGUCCAGACUUUGUCGAUUCAUCGAGUGACUUCCGGUUCCCGUGAAGUUGUGUUCUCUAUCCCCGCUUUCCAUCAGUCCCUCACAAGGUUCUCACUCACUCCAAACUUUCUUUCUGCUGCUCAGUUACCGUUUUCAGCUGCAGAUUUCACUAUUUGCAGCAAGACAACAGUUUUUUCUACAGUAGGCAUGUGCAGUAGAGUGUGAAGUGACAGUGUUACAGGAGUACCAUAUUUUCAGAACUAUUAGACACACUCUUCAAGCCUCUAACCGCAUCAAAAAACGACUGCGCACCCCGCAAUCCAGAGAGCCCUGUACACGUCCCAGCACGACUUCAGUAAACUACAAAGCCGCACCACCCGCAGAACACACACACACUGAGCAGACAGCGACCGCACAGCGAAACACACCCACAGCCACAGGAACGAGGAACGAACCAAAAAAGCGAGUGCAAUGUACCACUUCUAGACACAACUGAGUCACUGCGAACACACCAACAAUCCAGCGAUCCCAGACAGCACCUCCCUACACGCCACAACUGAACAAAGCCCAGAGUCACCGUGAACACCACAAACAAACAAAACCACUCACCCAUCCAACUGUUGUGUUUCCUUUAAAGUCCAGUGCGGUUUAUUUGUGAAAAAAAGUUUGAAAAUAGACCAUUCUAUGACGCCUUAUAAUCCAGAGCGCCUAAUAGCCCGGAAAAUAGGUUAAUAGUAAUACUCAAUAUUGACAUACAAGACUAGAGCCUGUCGCUGCCGUCAGUCUGAAAAUUUUAAUAUAGAAGUCGCACCGGAGUAUAAGUCGCAGGAAACAUCACCUGUUUGGUCUCUAUGCAGAUAUUUCUGUUUAAUGCCAUACUGUGGAAAAAUGCAUAGCGCACCUUUAAAUGUGCUUAUACUAUUAGACCUAAAUUACUCUUAAAAAUACUUACUUACUUAAACUUUUUAUCAAGUUAAGUGUGACCAUUUUUAUCACCUUCUGGAUUCAAAAUUAGGUAUAUGAGGUAUAUGCUCUGGUGGGAAUUGAACCAGCAACCACCCCCAGUUUCCGGGUGACGCUUAACCCACUACUUCACAGCGGCCUGUUCACUCCACUAGCAGAUAAUCUCGUGUAAAUUAAGGAAUAAAAACAAAUGACUUCAAACCAGUAACAAAAAUGGAUCAAAUAAGUCUAUAAAAAUAAGUAAAAACGACGAAGUAAAAGGAGUAUGAGUAUAUUCUAAGUUUCUCGCAGUGCGCCCUGAGCUUUUUUUUAGCAUGCAUGUCUCUUGAGGACCAUAACUGACAACAUUCAUAAGGCUGCAAAUGCUAAAAAUGACAAGUUGUAAUUGUACAUCUCCUGUUAUGUUGGCAUAUUAAGCGUCGGCCCUGUAUGUACUUCCAUUGAGCAACGCAUGGGUCUCGAAACUGUAUCCAACUAAUGUCACUCACGCUCUUCCUUCAAAUAAAGUUUUUUUUAUAUAAAACUUCUCUUUCUUUGUGUCUGAAAAAUAACAUGUCUGCAUAUUAGUAUUUUAACUACAUCAUCGAUUUCAAAAGUAUAAAAAAACAGACACUAAGCGAUACUGUGACUAGUAUCGAAACUAGAUAUUUGAGGAGGUGUACAGCGUGGUAUCGGAAUCGGUAUUGAGUAUCGAGUCUAUUCCCAAGUAUUGAAAUGGAGUUUGAAAUUUUAGAUCGGGAUAACGCUGCUUCAGAUCAUUAUAGGAAAAAGUUAUUGUGUUGAAUUGUGUAUGAAGGGCUACAGACCAGUUAAAGAUGAAUUAUGCAACACCUGCAUGUGAAUAAAUGCAGGAUAGAUACAUGUAAUGCCAUACAGUACUGUGGAACAUUCUAGGCAAAUAGAGCCAUACUGCAACCUCAAAAAUAUAUAUGUUAUUAGUAUUUGUAUGGUAAUGAAUGCACAUCACAUAUUUUCUGGAAUUUAAGACAAACAACAAAAACAGGUCAAUGUCUGAGAGUAAACGUGGACCGAGCCACAACCAAACCAGGACCAAACCAGAACUAAACAGGUGUAGUCAGUGUGUGUCAGGAGACACAUUUUAAUUUAAUGACAGGGUGUCAUGUUUAGCAGCCAAAAUACUUAAAAAAUAAAAGAGAAACAGAACGCAACUUACAGUAAGAGGUGUGAGCUUUUACCUGAAAUCACUCCCUCACACUAACACACCAUUUCCUCUUUGCACUGGUAUUUUAUGUGUGUGGGAAAACCAGGUCAAGUAACUCAGCCCUGACCAUAGACUGUACAUAGAAAUGGACACAGAUAAACCACCAACCACCACGUUCUAAGUAGGCAUGCUUAUGACUCUAAUUCAGUCAGUUCAGUUUGACAAAGAAUUGUUCUUUUUAGCGCUGCACAAUGUGAGCUGUGAUAUUUGUUCAUUUGUUUUGUACUGGUCAAAUAAAGAAUAUAAAAUCA